Molecule: messenger RNA, 3481 nt
Organism: Sapajus apella (tufted capuchin)
Lineage: Eukaryota; Metazoa; Chordata; Mammalia; Primates; Cebidae
Gene: IQCH
Product: IQ motif containing H
Exons: 17
Coding region: 83-2641 (852 amino acids)
Molecular function (GO): protein binding
Source: RefSeq, a predicted model, not a curated record
UUAGUAAGCAUUUUUGUUCAUCCAGCAUGAAAGUUUCAUUGUUUCUUUGUUUCAGCGAAAGAUAGGGUUGAAUGUAAAAAUCAUGCAGGAUCCUGAAAACAUCCACCACAGAGCUGCUGUAAAUGCGAACUAUGGAAUCAAUUUGCCAUAUAUUAAUCAGAGAAAAGCAUGUGUAAAGGUUCAGAAGUUAAUCAAAGGGUCUACCAUAUCCAACCUCACGGUUCUGCCAUCUUCUCGUCGCACAGAUCCCUAUUUCACUCCUAUACAGGUCUUACAAGCAGAUGCCAACAGAGGGAUUUUAAGUCUGAUAGAACGAAGGCUGAUUCCACCAACAGCAAGGAUUACCUUUCAGAAUCCACCCAUCAUACCCAGAGCAGCUCCUCUGCAUUAUUUGAAUGAAGCACGUAAGAUUCCAACUGCAGUCUCUUUCACCAUACCUCAGGAACCACCGCCGUCUCCAGCAGAAAUGAAGUUCUUUCCCAAGAAACAGAGUUCAAAGGGGAAAAGCAGAAGGUCAAGAGGACAUCAUGAUAGGAAGGCCAUGAAAGUCACAACACCUUCAAGUAUCCUGAAAUCACCGUGGGAUUAUGACUUUUUAAUUUAUGAUGGUGUCAUAGACAGUACAGCCCCAGACUUCUUAGCAUUCAAGGAACAUUUUAACUUAGCUUGGGGAGGUAUUUUUUCUCUCUUGGAACAUGUCACGAAGUUUCUCAGGAACUAUGCAAUACCAGAAGUCAAAAUUAAAGGGAAUCAUUUGGUAGCCCUCCUUCCAGAGUUUGAGCUGAAGAAUAAACUUACCAGAUAUGACUUUCUCUCAGUGUUAGAGGACCCAGCUCAUGUUCAAAUGCUGAUGAAUCUUCCAGGCCAAAGGUACAGGGGCCAAGAUGGAGAGACAGAGGCUGCCAUAAAGAUCCAAGCCACAUGGAAAUGCUACAAAGCAAGAAAAUUCUUCCUCAUUCAUCGCCAGCAGAAGUGGGCAUCAGGUGUGAUUGCCAUUGCUUGGCUGUUGCAUUGCCAUAAGACUCGACUAAAGAAGAUACUGAAGGAAUCACGUCAGAGACACCUGGAGAAUUUCCGCAUUCGAGCCAAGCAUCUGGCAGCCAACUGGAAUCGCAUCAGGACCUCCAGGAGGACUAUUAUCCAUAUCCCGUCAUUAGGGUAUUCCCAGCCUGUGAGAGAACGUAUUGCUGAUUUCAACAUACAGCAGAACAUGCAGCUGGGGAGGCUGUGUGACAUCUUAGAUGCCAAUGUGAAUGUCAUCUACAUCUGCUCCCAUCAUAUGAAUGACGAGCUAGUGCAGUAUUACAAAAAAAUCCUAAGUCUACACGCAGCCGUCAAAUCGGGGAACCUUGAGGACAGAAGUGACCUGCAGAACAGGUUCAAAAUUAUCACCCCUGAAGCUGUAAACAUCUUCCCUAUGAUAGAGCAGCUGAGUCAGCUGAUAACUGAUCACCUACAAAUACAGCGCUGGCUCUUCAAAAUGGACUAUGAGUUCCGAGGAAAUGGGACUGCAUUUUGUGACAUUCCUUCCUACCUAAAGUGCUACAAAUGGGUGCUAAAGGAGAGUAGCAGAUAUGGCCUUGAAGACUGGAGAAAGAAAUGGGCACAAGAGCCAGCUUUGGUGAAGAUCUCCGAGGAGCUGGCGGGCAUUUUAGCACAGCACGCACAGCCAGUCAAUGAGAAACGGUUCCCGACGUGGAGGAAAUUCCUCCAAACAUUUCUCAGUCAAGGAGGUGUGAUCGAAGCAUUCCCACCUACAGAUAGUGUCACCAACCUGACAGUGGACAUGUUGAUAGAGCCCAAUGGGAAAAUCAGCGUGCUGUCAACAGGGGACCAGCUUCAUGCCGAAAGCCCCUUCAUCUCCUCUGGUACCACCAUGCCUCAGACCUCAGUGGAUCCCCAAGUUCUCAUGUAUUUGUGCCUCCAAAUUGGAAAGGCCUGCAAAAUGAAGGAUGUGGUUGGCUACUUUUCUAUAGAUCUGGUGACUUUUAUUGAUCCAAGCACCUUGCAACAGCAGGUGUGGGCAACGGGCCUUAACCUCGCCUAUAGUGACCAGCUGGCCCUGACUCAGCUCACCUUAUACCUGACAAACGGCCAUCUGGACUGCAGUUUGAACACCCUUGAAGUGCCCCGCUUCAUUCCAAAGGAAAAGAAGAAAAGCAACCGCAUUAGUGGGCUGUCAGUGCCGACGCUGGCAACCAGUCGCUAUGCAGUGAUGACUACCCAGCUAAGACACAGCAAUCUCUCACUGGUUUUCCACUACGUUUUUCUCCAGAUCUGUAGAGCCCAUGGCAUUGGCUAUGAUCUUGAGGACAGGCAAGGAACUGUUUUUAUAUUAUAUGAACACCUGAAGAGAGACAAGUUGGGAAUGUUAACAAUCGGCGAGGAUCUCCAGGGGGUCCUCAUGACCUUUGCUCGCAAUCUCUUCAUCAUCCAUCAAGAAAUAUCAGCACCUAAUAUGCAAGGCGAGACCAAUUUUAAGACCACCAUUGCUGAUAUUGAAACUAUUCUAGGGGUAACAAAGGAAAACAAAAUGAGGUUUGAAGAGGAACAACAGUCCAAAGACAAUAAAAACCUCUCUAAGCCGAAGAGAUGGUCCUGGAAUACAGUACAUAACCUUUUGGAUCCUAGUCUGAAAUAAACAGGGCAAUAUUUCUUUUGCUGUUAGAAAUCAAAGCCAGGGGAAAUUGGCUUGCUUUGUGUGCUAGGAGGUGAGUCAGAACAGAUUUUAAUGAAAUGCUCUUCUUAAAAAAUUGUUUAUUAAGUGAUCUUAUUUUACUUAUUGAACCAAAACUUAUUUAUGUUUUUACUUGAGAGUGUUGAACAAUCCCUUCUUCUUCUCAAAUUCAGGAAAAAGUAAUCUGAUAAAAGAAGAAAGUUAAGUCUUCCUGAUAUCCACUCUACAUGUGCUUCCUCAUAGGCUUCAGGAUUAUGCAGCUUUUAUUUUUUAUGUUUUAGAAAGUUUUCUCCUAUUUCUAAUAGUCAUUGAUCUUCUGCAUUUAUAGAGUUGAACAAAGGCUUACUCGCUGUUAUUUGUCAAAACACAAAUGCCUUUUUUUCAAAACUUCAAAUUUAUAUUGAAAUUAUAUUUAUAUGAAUUUUUAAGUGACUCUUUAUCAUUCAUCCUGCUUUUUUGUUAUACCAAACCCCUAUUGUCUGCUAUUGCUAUUUUUCAAAAAGUAGGAGAAGCCAACAUCUAGUUAACCAAAGCAUCAGAAUGUAUCUAGGUGGCAGCAUCUGCUCUUAGUUUAAGAUGGAGUGUAACUGGAGCCCUGUAGCUUGAAUAACAUUUGUAUUCUCUAGUUCUCCAUUUAAUACAGCAGUGGGUUUUUUUUUCAACCUUAGUUCAACAGUACAAUACCUUUAAAAAGUCAGAUUGUUAAGAUUAUGUAGUGCUGACACCAACUUUCAGCAUUGACUUCAUAAUUGUCCAAAAAUAUUUCUACAUCCGCUAGCUUUACUGAAGGGCGAAAUAAGCAAG